CCCUACUAAUUUUAAUUUUAAACACACAGAUAGAUAAUGGCAAUUUCCCCCUCCCGGCAGAAUCGACAGCAUUUGCAUUCGGAAUGAGAUGAGACAGUGAAUGUCCAUGGCAGCCGUUAUACCCAACCGCUUCUCCCUCUGUCUUGCCUUUUCCUCGCGUCUUCUUCUCAACUCUCAUAAACUCACAACCCUUGUCUUCACACCCUGGAAAAGAACCUGCACUACCCAUGUCAUUUGCCAAGCUAAAAAGGAAGAAAAGUUGGUGGUUGUUGGAGGUGGAGCAGCAGGGGUGUAUGGAGCAAUUCAUGCCAAGACUAUAGCUCCUCAUCUAAAUGUGAUUAUUAUUGAGAAGGGAAAGCCUCUUUCCAAGGUGAAAAUUUCGGGAGGAGGCCGGUGCAAUGUGACAAAUGGGCAUUGUACUGACAAUUUGAUUUUGGCAGAAAACUAUCCAAGAGGUCACAAAGAACUGAGAGGAUCUUUCUUUAAUGCGCACGGUCCUGAGGAUACCAUGUCUUGGUUUUCCUCUCAUGGGGUGGAACUAAAGAUUGAAGAUGAUGGUAGAGCAUUUCCUGUCAGCAACAGCUCUUCUUCAGUAAUUGAUUGUCUCAUGUCUGAAGUAAAUCAAAGGGGGGUUUCUAUGCAGACCAAAAAAAAUGUAACUGCGGUGUCUGUUUUACCUGGUGGGAAAUUCCAUCUUGAGAUUAAGCAACUACCAGCUGGUUCCACUGAACAUGUCGAAGUCGAUUAUCUCUUGAUUGCUUCUGGAAGUAACCGACAGGUUAUGGGUUAUGAACUUGCAUCUCAGCUUGGCCAUUCAAUCGUAGAGCCAAUGCCGAGCUUGUUUACAUUCAAAAUUGAAGACUUGCGUUUGAGGGAGUUAUCUGGGGUUACAUUUCCUAAAGUUAAAGUAAGACUAAAAUUGGACAGUCUCCAAAAAAAUAUACCUCAACUUACACAGAUUGGUCCGAUGUUAGUUACCCACUGGGGACUCAGUGGACCGGCUAUUCUUCGUUUGUCUGCUUGGGGUGCUCGCUUUCUGUUUAGUUCAGGUUACAAAGGGAGACUUGUUGUGGAUUUUAUACCUGAUGUGCAUGUCGAGAAUUUGAAGACAAUUCUUUCACGUCACAAGCUUCAAUUUGCGAAACAAAAAGUGAUCAAUUCGUGUCCGCUUGAAUUUGGCAUAACAAAAAGAUUCUGGAGCUACGUAUUGGAACGACAGGGUUUAAGUGGCGAUAUCUUAUGGGCCUCAAUUUCAAAUAACUCGUUGAUGUCCAUCGGUUCGUUGUUAAAGGAAUGCGCAUUUGAAAUUACAGGCAAAGGUCCAUUUAAAGAUGAGUUUGUUACUGCUGGUGGUGUUCCUUUAUCUGAGAUUUCACUGAAUACAAUGAAAAGUAAAAUUUGUUCAAAUCUGUUCUUUGCUGGAGAGAUACUGAAUGUUGAUGGGGUCACUGGUGGGUUCAAUUUUCAGAAUGCUUGGUCGGGAGGAUUUAUUGCUGGAACCACUAUUGGUGGAUUAGCACUUCAAAGUCAAAGCUGAUUUGUAACCUUUUUGGGGUGUCGAGGAACAAGUAUACUUUUUAUCUUGUUCUUUUUUGAUUUAAUUUUUCUCUCUUUUUUCUUUCAUAAUCAUAAAUAGUUUAGUGGAUGAGAUUUUAGAUAUAUUUUUGAAUGUCACUUCCAUACAUGGUUCUGAUGCAAGAGACUUGGUGCAUUUGUGAUAGAUAUAGGGGCAAGGUACAAGAUUCUUUUGAAUAUAUAUAUAUAUAUAUUUCAUAUUCCGAAGAUUAUUAUGUAUUUUGAUUUUUAAUUAAUACAAUAACUUUAUCUAUCAAUUAUGUAUAAUAGCUUAUGUGUGUACUAUAUAUUU
Messenger RNA from Vicia villosa (hairy vetch), 1867 nucleotides. RefSeq lists its product as uncharacterized. NCBI's taxonomy places the organism in Eukaryota, Viridiplantae, Streptophyta, Magnoliopsida, Fabales, Fabaceae. The transcript has 16 exons. The record is from RefSeq and is a predicted model, not a curated record. Bases 101 to 1537 code for a protein of 478 amino acids.